AUGACACAGCCUGCUCGGCGACCCACGAGCUCCAUAGAGACCGUCGAGAUCGCGUUCCUCGGCGCCACCUCCAUCCCCGACCCGCAGUCGUCGCCGGCAACCCCGCUGCCGGAGAUCCCUUUCCAGCACGCGUCGACGCCGCCCCCGCCUCCUCCGCCGGCGCCGGUGCCGCAGAAGCAGAAGCACGGCAGCGGCAAGCAGCGGUCGCGGCCGGGGCGCCUCAUGCGGUCGGUGCGCGCGGCGUUCCGGUCGUUCCCGGCCAUCCAGGCGCCGUCCUGCCGCGGCAUGCCGUCGCUGCACCACCUCCCGGGCCUGCACGGCGCCGGCGGCGUCCGGAGCCACUUCCACGGCGCGACGCACGCCACGGGGACGCUGUACGGGCACCGCCGGGCGCGCAUCACCAUCGCGCUGCACGAGAGCCCUGGCAGCCCGCCGUGCGUGCUGCUGGACAUCGGCGUGCCCACGGCCAAGUUCAUCCAGGACGUGAGCGCGGCGGGGAUGGUGCGCGUCACGCUCGAGUGCGAAAAGCAGCAGCAUCACGCGGCGGUGGAGGCGGGGUCGUCGGUGCGGCUACUGGACGAGCCGGUCUGGAUGGCCGAGGUGAACGGCGAGAGCGUCGGGUACGCGUCGCGGCGGGAGGCGGCGGAGCGGGACGAGUGCGUGAUGCGGCUGCUCCACUCCACGUCCAUGGGCGCCGGCGUGUUGCCGGCCGAUAUGUCCCACCCGUACGACGGCGAGCUCACCUACAUGCGCGCGCAUUUCGAUCGCCUCGUUGGUUCCAAGGACUCCGAGACGUACUACAUGCACAACCCCGAGGGCGGCGCCACCGGGCCGGAGCUCACAAUCUUCUUCAUUAGGACUUAG
Molecule: messenger RNA, 864 nt
Organism: Miscanthus lutarioriparius
Lineage: Eukaryota; Viridiplantae; Streptophyta; Magnoliopsida; Poales; Poaceae
Source: the annotation of a GenBank genome assembly